Molecule: messenger RNA, 2689 nt
Organism: Neodiprion fabricii
Lineage: Eukaryota; Metazoa; Arthropoda; Insecta; Hymenoptera; Diprionidae
Exons: 3
Coding region: 636-1307 (223 amino acids)
Source: RefSeq, a predicted model, not a curated record
CUGCCUCGUAUAUUUCAGUUUACCUGAAGGUUUUACCGAGACACGCGCCUACGUCGCGACACACUCCUCGAAUAUCCGAAAUUAAUUGCAUUUUAUCGCUGGAUUUUUAUCACCAUUUAACGACGAAUAAAUUGGUCGAUUAAUCGAGUCGAUAUCAAUAUAUAAUUUGGAAAAAUUAAAAAUACCAAGUUACGUAUUAAUUUCGUAUAAUUGUAAAAAAAUUUUUUUAAACAUCAAAUUUCACUGCGGUUCGUCUCUGAGAUAAUUAAUUUUCAAUUGAUAUUUCCACAAAACGAUUCUCAAUUUUAAUCCCUGUGAGUGUGCGUGUGUACGCGGGUUUGACUUUUUAUUCGUAAGGAUCCAUUCUCUCUCGUUUUUUGAAAACGAUAAAAUAUUUCAUGAGAAUUGAAUUAAAAAAAUAAAUAAACAAAUAAAUAAAUAAAAACAAAGUUGUAAGACAAGAAAAACCGAUGGGACCGCAAGUUAUACUCGUAACUGGAUAAAUUCAUUCAUGCAGAGAUCGCAACUGAUCGCCACUGAAAGACAAACGAAAUGAGGUGAAAACUUGGCAACAGAUUUAUCCAGCUACUUCGUUUUGGAAAGAAAAAAUUUUUCCCACCAUCUUGAAAACGGAAAUGGCGCUGAGAAGAGCAUCGUUCCUGAUAAUAUUAUCGGCGGUGAAGUUGUCUCGAUGCGCAUUGGUGCUUCCGCGUCCUCCACACUCGCCGAAUUCUAUCGAGCGGAGUAUCGCGGGUCGAAUAUUGGAUGGAAAAUCGUUGUACAACGAUAAGUCUUCGUUCGGGAGUACGACGAGCGUAGAGAAGCCAAGCACGGACAACUUUCGGCUCUUGGAGAUCGAGCUGCGUUCCGGAAGUUCAUUGGAAGGCGUCGAGAAGUCACCGAGUAGCGUCAAGCUGGACGUUUUUGACCAGAAGAUCUCGUCGAUGCCGGGCGAAAUCGGCCCCAAUGAAGAAAAACUCUACUAUCUCAAGCAGGCGGGCCGAAAACGGACCAGCUGGGAGCCCAGAUCCUACCUGAAAGCUCUCCUCGAGGGUGAGAAACGCUACGCCAUCACCAAGAGCCUCUUUCACCCCCGGAAGAAGUACGGGAGGAUCGUCGACGCCGUGGGAAACGGCCAACUCGAGGCCUCCACCACGGAGAAUUCACUCCCCACGUCCAGUGAACUUCCAAAACAGAUUCCAGCACCACCUAGCAGGGUGCCAAGUCAUACGGUUUUCGCCCAUACAACUCCGGUAGUCAAAUUCAUGUACGGGAGGUCGGAUAUACUUCCUGGUUAUAAAUUUUGAGGAAGGCCUAGGGAAUUUUUGAAAUUUAUUUUAUAACUAGAUAACCGGUAAUAGGAUUCGAUUGGGGGUUGGUUCGUUGUUAGUCAAAAGUAUGAAGGUCGAGGUUCAUUUGCAUGAUAUUUUUACCAGCAACGAUCAACGGGAAGCGUUGCUUCUGAUAAAAAAAAAAUCUAGUAACGGAAGCUCGAUUUACAUACUUUUGAAUAAAACAAACCCCAAAUCGAAUUGGAUAAUUGCUUCUCGAAAUAUAAAUUCCUAAUUUUUAGGUGCUUUUAGGCCGAUUCGUUUUGAUAUCGGGAUACAUGAAAUUCGAAAUGGCGGAUCAAGCCUCGAAGAAUCGUUUCAUUUUUGUAGAAAUUUAUUUAAAACGGUUUUUAGAACUUUAGUUUUUCGCAAUAUUCAUGCGAGAUUCGCGACCACCGACUUAAGAAGCUUCUGGAACAGAUUUUAUCUCCAAAAUUAUUCAAGGAUUUGUUAUCGCGUUAGAUGAUAUGACAACACGACGUGGAAUUUUCCACAAAGUGUGAAACACAAAUAUUGUCGAGAAGAUGGGAAAUAAAUGGACGUAAACAAGUUGAAACUUGGUAACCUGAAUACGUGAGAAGAUAACGCCGGUCAAUUUUAACGGCUACUGAUCGAACUAUGUACAAAUUUACCGAUUAAGCCGAUUGUUUGCACUUAACGAGGAGAAAAAUAUUCAUUUAUUCAAAAAAUGAACAAAUGAAUAUUACGAUUCUGUGAGAAUAGGAAUUCAGUGAAAAAAAUUGAGUAUACAUAUAAUUGAUCGUUUCUUGGAGUAGGGUUUGUGUGAAAAAUAUGUCAACUCGUUCCUUAAUUCCUUCAACUCUUUGCCCAAGUUAAUUCGUACCUUUGCCAAUAUUCCUUACAUUACAGAAACCUACGUGAGGAUGGUUACCGACCUUAAAAAACAUUUGUUGAAGUUAGCUGUGAUUACGAUUACGUAGAUUAAAAGUUCUUUUUUUUUUCCUUCUUUGCCUUAUCAUUACGGUAAAAAAAAGUAGAGAGGAAAGAAAAAUUACCCAGACUUUAUCGCCCUCCGAUCAAUUUCUUAUCACGGUAACAUAAAUAAUACCUGGUUAAAAUAAGAUUAUGCACCUGCGAUUUCAUCGGGUAAUUAUACAGAAUUACGUAUAAUAAUACGCAGCGAUUAUAUUACUAUUGUGAUUCGUAACUUUUCUACGUUUCUCCGUGUCGACGUGUGUAAUCGUACCUUUUAUUUAUGUAAACAUGAACAUUACAUGCCUGACUGUUAUGCCUAUAUACAUAUAUAUACCUAAUACCUGUUACGUACGUAUGAGAAAAUAUUCGGUAUAACUGUAAUAUAUUAAUUAUUGUUCAAUAAAACACGGAUAAGAUGGUUA